This is a messenger RNA of Phlebotomus papatasi, 799 nucleotides long. It is a transcript of the gene Npc2b, whose product is annotated as ecdysteroid-regulated 16 kDa protein. The coding region runs from base 260 to 739 and encodes 159 amino acids. The record is from RefSeq and is a predicted model, not a curated record. Gene Ontology annotation, molecular function: sterol binding. Lineage: Eukaryota; Metazoa; Arthropoda; Insecta; Diptera; Psychodidae. The transcript is spliced from 3 exons. Gene Ontology annotation, biological process: intracellular cholesterol transport.
UACUGCAAACACUCAAGUCAGUGUAUCUCUAGACAAACUAACGUACGAGUCUCGUGAAGAAACUUGCAGAGAAAAGUGCUUCACAGAGUUGAAAGAAAGAUUAAAAGUGAAAUUUUGUUGCUGGAUUUGUUCUUUUGCGUGUUAUUAGUGCUUGUCUUUGUUGAGACUCAAAGAAGGAUUAUUAACAGAUAAUUGAAAGUGCAUUUUGCGGAUUUUUUUUAAAUACACCCAACGUCUUGGACAAGAAAAAGAACCAACAAUGAAGUUCAGCGUCUUUGCCAUCACCUUUGCUUUUACCUGCUUCAUCAGCCUUUCCCGAGCCACCGAAGUCAGCCAAUGUCAAGCUGGAGGAGCCAAGAAAUUGGAGUCCUCGGAAGUAUCAAUUUCCAAUUGUCAGAAACCACCUUGCAAACUCCGCCGAAAAACAGAGGUGUCGAUUGAGCAAAAGUUCACGCCAGAGAAAAAUCUCAAGACCCUCACUACCACCGUCCAUGCUGAGAUCCUCGGCAUUCCAUUGCCCUUCAUCGGGGUGGAUAACACGUCUGCCUGUGAAAACAUCUUCGAGGAGGAUGGAACCACCAAAGCCAGUUGUCCACUUAAGGCUGGCACUCCCUAUGUCUACAAGAAUUCCUUCAAAGUCCUCGAGAUCUACCCCAAAACGAGUCUCGUCGUUCACUGGGCGCUCACACAUGGCAAUAAGGAUGUGACAUGCUUCGAAGUACCGGCGAAAAUUAUCUAAAGGAAUUAAAGUUUUACAAUUGAUAUGGCAGACAAUAAUAAAAUAAUUUUUUUGGAAUAA